UCGCAGCGGUAUUCUGGAUCGCAAAGCAUCCUCAAAACGGAGCAAAAUGCACGUGGAUUUAACCCUGGUCAAGCAGGAAGUGGACAUUGAUGACACCAAGGUCAAGUUGGAGCCGCAAGACGAUUUGCCGGGGGAAAGUUCCAUUUCUUUGCACCAUUUCAGCGCAGGCAAACCACUAAGAAUCCUUGAAGAGGGUUCGCAUAUGAUAACCGUUCCGGUACGGGAUCGUUUGGAAUCGGAGGAAGAGCGCAAAUUCAUCGAGAGCCUUCAACUCGAUCAUCAACAGUUAUUUGCGGUUCCAUCGGAUAAACCAACCCCUCAAAAUUGCGAUAUCUGCAAUUAUGAAUUUCAAAGUCAACUGGAGAUUUCGGGCCACCAAGUUAACCAUAAAAUGAACAGGCACUUCUGUCGCCUGGGAUGUGGCAUUUGGCUGGACAGCCUGGAAAAGAUCCUAGAGCAUGAAUAUCGCCAGCACUCACAUGUUUUCUGUUGUAGAGUCUGUGAUUUCUUGGCCAGGGAUGCGGACAGCCUUGCCAGCCAUAUGCAAAGACACGUUUAUGUGUAUCGCUUUGUUUGUGCCAUUUGUCGUCGUCACUUUGAUUCUAUUCAAACCCUUAAUCUGCAUAGAAAAAACGAACAAUACGUUUGCGGUAAGGUGGAGUACAUUGAGGGACUUUCCUCCAAAGCAGAACUUGUGGCAACAGGUACACCAGUUUCUGCUGAGUCGCUGUGCGAUGUGCAGAUCAAAGAGGAGACACUCAGCGAAGGAGAACGAUUGCUAUUAGGAAACAGUCAAAUAAGCGUUAAGAUGGAACCAGAAGACGAGAUGAUGCCAGAAGUUAGCAUUAAGGAGGAAAUUGAGGAACCCUCAAACAACAAUGGUUCUAUUUGGUCAUCCAUACCUAUUCCGCUCAGAAGUAAAUUGCGGUUGCCUGCUUUAGGCACUAACAAAGUGCAGCAUGGACAACCUACCUCAAAUGUAUCAGAUUUAAACAAGAAUCAAGAAACAACGGCACCGAGAAAGCCUCCAAUCGCAGCUAAUAUACUAAAAGUAUUGCCCAGCAACUGCAUGGUCAUCAAGCUGCCACCAAACACCAAAAUCAUCAGGAUGCCAGGUCAAGCUCCUGCCUCAAGGGACUCGGUAACAGUUAGUAUGAUCGACAUGGAAUCCAGCGUUCUUAAGAUUCCGCAGUCGAUUAGUAUAAGUAGAGUAAUGUCAGCAGGUAAUCCCACAGUUAAUUCCGACCCGGCUACCGUGCAGCUGGCGGCUCAGACCCACAAUCGGUCUUCCUGCUUUAACAGUGAAGCGUUCAGCAAGUCGGAGAGCCGACCCGAGUCUUUGAAAUUAAUUUCGGAGUUUCGGAAUCAAAUACGCUCCAUAGAAAAGACAUUGCCACUACCAGGAUCAGUGCUCCAAUCUUCAAAGUUGAAGAAUGCUAACCGCCCGAUACCUCCACUGAUUGCGCUUGAUGCACCGAAGCCAGUUGAACUUAUUUUCGACCAGUUGUCUUCGAAUGUGGCUAAGCAGCUGGAUGCCAAGUAUCCGCUCUUCCGUUUUAUGUGGACCUGUCCGCUAUGUCAGAUUUCAAUGGAAAAGGAAUUCGAUCUUCGCCAGCACCUGACUAGCAAUCAUGGUUUAAUCGGGAGAGCGAUAAAUAGUCUUAAAGUAAUUCUAAUGCCAUACAAAAUACUCUCACAGGAAUCCUCAAGCGCUGAACCACAAACACCGCAUGUGCCAUCGGCAAUGCCUGUGGAACCUAACCACACAGUGACUAAAUCUUCUACAGACGACAACCAGAUUGUAAAUUUACCAUCUCUGCCAAACGAAAGUUCAGCCGUUGCCCCUUUGACAGAUCAAUUAACGGCAUUGCCAAACAUUUCUGAUGGCAAUGUUUUGGCAGGCUCAAAACGAAAAACCGAUAAACCGAAGGGAUUGAAAAAGUCAAAGAAGGACCAGAAGGGUUCAUCACAGUUCCAGUGCACGGAGUGCUCUAAGACAUUUACCACUUUCGGAGCCUUGCGUAUCCACAAGUCGAUUCACACGGGGGAGUUGCCGCACAAGUGCAACUAUUGCGAUAAACGCUUUCGAACUCCUGGUCAAGUGCGAGUGCACCACCGUCGUCAUACCGGAGAAAAACCCUUUAAGUGCAAGGUCUGCUCUUUGGAUUUCACUCACCGGGAAACUCUGAUAUCUCAUCUCUCCCGUCACAUUGGGAUGAAGCGUUAUAAAUGCUAUGGCUGCGACAAAUACUUUGUAGUUGUCAGUGGCUUACGUGCUCAUCGUCGCCUCAGGCCCGACACCUGCGGCAAGGUGAAGUUUACAGCGCGAGCCCACGGUCCGCGGGUGCGGGUAAUCAGAGGGGAGGUCGUCUUUGAACAUCAUCCAGAACACAAUGGCUACCUACGCAGCGAGGAUCCGCUCAAUAUUCUGUCACAGCGCGAUCAGAUCGACUCAACCCCGGCUGAUUCGGCUAAGGGUAUUUAAUAAUUGUUACGUUUCUGUUUUCUUAAAACUUUAUUAUUGUUUACCAUUUAAACAACACGAAUUAUGAUAUAUUUUGUAUUUUUCUAAAAUGCGAUUAAAAUUAAAAAUGUUACGCAGUAGGAUAUUAGUCUUUAAGGCACAAUUGUACAAGAUAUUACCAUGAAUUUUCAUUGUCUUGUUAGACUUUAUUUACGUUUUAAUAAAGACCAUAUACAUCUA
Drosophila ficusphila is the source of this 2704-nucleotide messenger RNA. RefSeq lists its product as uncharacterized. The record is from RefSeq and is a predicted model, not a curated record. Lineage: Eukaryota; Metazoa; Arthropoda; Insecta; Diptera; Drosophilidae. The transcript is spliced from 6 exons. Gene Ontology annotation, molecular function: DNA-binding transcription factor activity, RNA polymerase II-specific; RNA polymerase II cis-regulatory region sequence-specific DNA binding. Bases 47 to 2485 code for a protein of 812 amino acids.